GCUUGCUACGAUACAUUUACGAGCGUCUGUCAGAAGCAGCAACCACCAAAUUCAAAAUGGGGGCUAGCAAACGGAAGCAGGAGAAGACUCAAUCGGCGACUACUCACAAGAAGCCGAGAGUUAGUGAGCCCAAAAUCGAGAGCAAAACGAGCAAAAAAUCUGUUCUUCCGCCACGAGUUGUCGAGAGUGACUCGGACGAACCGGAUGAGGGGGGUGAGGAGGAGAUUGGCAAUUCCGAUGAAGACAGUGAGGAAGAGUUUGGUGGAAUUGAGGACGCAGACGAAGACGAGGAAAUGAAUACCGGCGACAAGGAGAAAUCAAAAAAUCCAGGGAACGGAGCAAGUGGAUCUUCAAAGUCGAAGGAAUCGCACACGGAACAAAAGCGCCUCGCCGCCGAACGCAAACUCGCAAAACCCUAUGGAGAAAUCAUCACCCGCAGCAAGCGCAUCUGGGAGCAGUUGCGCCGGACAAAGCUCGCACCAGAGGAGCGCAAGAAGCUCAUUGCUGAACUAGGCCAGUUGAUCAAGGGCCGUGUGAACGGCCUCGUUUUUAGACACGACGCAUCAAGAAUCGUACAGUCUGCGCUGAAGUAUGGGGACAAAACGACCAAGACGAAUAUUACCACCGAACUGAAGGGCAGUUAUGUCUCUUUGGCGCAGAGCAGUUAUGGAAAGUACCUUGUUGUCAAGAUAUUGCACUACGGCACCCCCGAAAACAGGAAAAUGGUGGUUCAAGAGUUCUAUGGACACGUCCGGAAACUCACCAAGCACCGUGAAGCAGCAUUAGUGAUUGAGGAUGUAUUCCGAGAGUAUGCAACACCCCAGCAGAAAUCUGCGCUAUUGCAGGAAUUUUAUGGCGUGGAGUUUGCAAUUUUCAAGGAUUUGAAGCACAAGCCCUCCUUGAAGGAGCUCUUGGAAAAAUCACCGGAAAAACGGACUGUUAUAAUGAAGAGUCUUUUCGACCAGAUUCAUGGUGUUAUUAAGAAGGGCGCUACUAUCUUCACCAUCCUGCAUAAGGCCAUGCUGGAAUACACGUUGAACACCCGGGCGGGAACAACAGAAACAACAGAAUUCAUGGAGCUUGUCAAAGAGCAUGUCGCAGAUAUUGCCUUUACCAAAGACGGAUCCCAAGUGGUCAUUAGAUGCAUGGCCCUAGGAACCGCAAAGGAUCGGAAAGUUAUGAUCAAAGCCCUAAAGCCAGAGGCAAUCUCACUGGCAAGAAGCGAGUACGGCUACCUCGUGCUCCUGUCAAUCCUCGAGACAGUUGAUGACACAGUCCUGGUAGUAAAAAGCCUGCUCCCGGAGUUCCAGAAGCGGCUGCAGGAGCUUGCUUGCGACAAGUAUGGGCGCACGCCACUUUUGUACCCAUUCUCGGAGCGUCACCCGAGAGUGGUGCCUCGGCCAGCACUUGCAGUUUUAGAAGAGAUAGAAAAGCUCCGCGAGUCUACUAGCAAGAAGGAUCCAGCGACCCGCCAGAGUGAACUCCGAACUCACUUCUCCCAGCCGUUCCUACAGUGCAUCGCCGAGCACGCAGAAGAACUAAUCCGAGACUCUUUCGGAUGCCAAUUCAUCACAGAGGUAUUACUCGGUAGCACAGGCGAUAAAUCCCCCGCCCUACAAGCCCUCGCUAGCACCGCUGCCGGGAACCCAAAGACUGCAGACGACGGCGACGACCCACACGUCGUAAACACAGCUGCCGUCGGACGGAUGUACAAGACACUAGUCACGGGCGGGCACUACUCUUCCAAAGAAAAUAAGGUGAUAUCAAUCACCCCCCCAUUGAAUUUCCACUCCCUCCUGUGGGAGCAGAUCCGCCCUCAUGUCAAUGCCUGGGCGGCAGGUGCGGGGUCGUUUGUCGUAGUAGCGCUACUGGAAGCUGAGGGAUUCCCAGCGAGACAGGAAGUGGUUAAGGCACUCAACAGGAAGAAACUGCGCAAAGCGGCGGAGGAGGCGGGGAAUAAAGGUGCCAAUGUCAUGUUGGGCAUACUGGAGGAGGGAGGAGGAGGUGGAGGAGCGAAGGGGAGCGAGGCGAGUUGACGCGCUGUAUGAUAGCUGGCUCAGUUAGCGGUAGUAUGUACAAAAUGAAGUAAAAAGUUCUGC
Messenger RNA from Tuber melanosporum (Perigord truffle), 2099 nucleotides. RefSeq lists its product as uncharacterized. The transcript has 8 exons. Gene Ontology annotation, cellular component: nucleolus. Gene Ontology annotation, molecular function: mRNA binding. Gene Ontology annotation, biological process: regulation of translation. Lineage: Eukaryota; Fungi; Ascomycota; Pezizomycetes; Pezizales; Tuberaceae. The record is from RefSeq and is a predicted model, not a curated record. The coding region runs from base 57 to 2036 and encodes 659 amino acids.